Molecule: messenger RNA, 3133 nt
Organism: Xenopus laevis (African clawed frog)
Lineage: Eukaryota; Metazoa; Chordata; Amphibia; Anura; Pipidae
Gene: homer3.S
Product: homer scaffold protein 3 S homeolog
Exons: 10
Coding region: 719-1792 (357 amino acids)
Source: RefSeq, a predicted model, not a curated record
AAAAUAGGGAAAAUGUAAUGGGAUGGGGCAGUGGGGAGGAAGGAGAAGAAAUCAGCUUAGAACAAAAGGAGAACAGGCUGAGCUAUAGAGGCUGUUCCACAGGGGCACUGGAACCAGUUGCUAAGCAUUCUGGGAGUGUGGCAUAUAACACACAGGGUUAUUGUGGCUGCUUGCUGUGGGGGGCUAAGAUAAGGUUCUUAGAUAGCAGGGAUGAGACCGGCAGCGCUACUUGAGAGUGACUGAAAGUUGCCCUUCAACAGGAGCCCAAGACAGAGAGAAGCUGCUCCCGUGUCUGCUCCGUCCUGCACGCUCAGCUCUUUGUGUCUGGGAGAGAGAGAGACGAGGAAGGAGGCGAGAAGGGGAGGCAGGAGCAAAUAACGGACUGGGAAGUGGGAAAUUCACAGGAAAUUUAAGAGCAUCCGGCCUCACACAGGGAAGAGGGACACGGUGCAAAGUGACACAGGAAACUCACAGGGGAAAGGGGUGUCGGUGAGUAAUUAUCUCUCAGCUGCAGGCAACAAACGAGCAAUGGUGAUUAUCAAUAGCCUGUGCUGUUAUAUGCCACAUUUACUUGAAAUGAAAACUUGGAUGGAGCAGUAAAGAAGUUGCCUGUUUGGAGUGUAAGGGAGGACGUUUGUAACUUAUAAUCUUAUCACCACUGUGACCUCAGUCUUGUUUUCUUAAGUGUCCUUGUUCUUCCGCAGUCUUUCAUCCACAAAUGUCUUCUACUGCUAACAGGGAGCAGCCAAUUUUUAGCACACGGGCUCAUGUGUUUCAGAUCGACCCAGUCACAAAAAAGAACUGGCUUCCAGCCAGCAAACAUGCAGUCACAAUAUCUUACUUCUACGACGCUUCAAGGAAUGUGUAUCGCAUCAUCAGUGUGGGGGGCACUAAGGCCAUCAUCAACAGUACCAUAACUCCAAACAUGACAUUUACCAAAACCUCGCAGAAGUUCGGACAAUGGGCCGACAGCCGUGCAAACACUGUGUAUGGAUUGGGCUUUGCUUCUGAGCAGAAUUUAUCUCAGUUUGCGGAGAAAUUUCAGGAAGUGAGGGAAGCUGCCCGACUGGCAAGGGAAAGAUCUCAGGACAAGACUGAGCUGACAAACCCUGCACUUAAUAUUACUUCUCAGCAGGUAAUUCCUUGUCCUAUUAUCAGUGCCAAUGGACCAGGGGAUGACAAGUUGUUUCGGAGCCAGAGUGCAGAGAUGGAAUUUAGCACAGAAAGGGAACGUGUCAAGAAGAUGCUCUCUGAAGGCUCAGUGUGCGAAGUUCAGUGGGAAUCCGAGUUUUUCAGCCUCCAAGAUAAUAACAACAAGUUGGUGGCAGCACUUCAAGAAGCUAAUGCCAAUGUAGAAAAAUGGAAGAAGCAGCUGGCAGCAUAUCAGGAGGAGGCGGCAAUGCUACGACAACGGGUAGCAGAGCUUGAAUCUCAGACACUGAAAGAGACUAAUGAAGAACCUGGGGAUGAACUGGCCUCAAGACUGAAAGACUUGGAGGUCCUUCUCAAAGCUAAGGAGGAGGAAAUUCUUUUAUUGAAGGAACAGAGGCCUGAUCUAAUGGAACUGGAGAGUGAGAGAGACAAACUGCUUCAGAGGCUGCAGGAGCUUGAAGAGAGAAACCAAGACAUGGAAAAGGAACUAGAGAGGUCAGAGCAGAGCCUCAGGGACUCCCAGUCAGAAAGAGAUAGAGUUCGAGAAGAGAUUAGCAAAGCUGGAGAAGAUCUUGAUGUGAAGAUAUGUCAACUGAAUGAGUUGCGUAUUGGACUUGUUAAACUUCUAGAAAGCAACUGAAAGGGAACAAUCCAGUUACACUUGGAAAUAAUUUAUACUGCUCUUAUGCUCUUGGAAGAAUUCAGGCUGGUGAUCUGGGAGCUGACAUAGACUAAUGAGGACGUUUAGCAGUAUUUUUUCAGUUCAUUGUAUUCACAGGUUCUAUGUCGAUCAAUGGUAUUUUUCUAGCUCAGUUUGCUCUUUUCAUAGCAAAUCCUGUUCUCUUCCACUUCAGAGGUCAACAGCUGUACCACCCUUUGUUGUGAACAUUACAUCUCAAUGCUGCAUUUUUCAGCCAGGAGCACAAGCCAUUGGAAUAAACCAAAAGAAAUAUGUGGGACAGGUAGCUGGAAGUAGGUAACGGCUGCUUACUCCUUACCCACUGUGAUGCAGAGAUAAGCCCAUUGUCUCUUUCUGUUUUAUUAAACCGCUUUAUAUGUUAUAUUACCCAUUCACAUCAUGCAGCUGUGUAACUGCCUUAAUAGAUGGCAGCCGUACUGUCAUUUUAAGUAUAGGAACAAAAAGUUAUGAUGUUAGUCCAAUGUAAAUCUGUUAGUUAUAAAAUGGUACUUUUCUACAUGUAUAAUCUGAACAGCAGUGGAACUGUAUAUCAUAUCAAGGGACACAGUCCCCCACAGUAUUAAUCAAACUAUGGCUGCUUGUUAAAUACAAGAUGCCAACCAGUUGAUAAAGAAGCAAAAAAUUUGUCAUAUUUAGCUCUCACUUCUAAUAGAAAAGUUACUUUUUAACCCAAACAUUGUUUGUGGGUACAUUAUGAAAUACCCACGACCCCUUAUAUUUUUGGUUUGAAUUGUUAUAAUACUAAUACAUAUGCAGAACAAUUUGAACACUGGCUGCUUAUCUGAUCAGCUAAUUAUUGCUGCCAUCAUCCUGUCUUUAAGCACACUGACGAAUGUAUGUAUGUUUGUAUGUAUGUGUAUAUAUAUAUAUAUAUAUAUAUAUAUGUAUGUGUGUGUGUGUACACACACACACACACACACACACACACACACACACGCUGUCAGCUGAUCUGUCAACUCACUCCCAUUCUGGUAAAUAAACAAUCUCAAGGACAUUAGCCUUUUGAUCCUAUAUUUUAGUAAGAAGAGGCAGUGAGAAUCUCUAAGACCAUGAUUACAUGGUUAGUUGCUUUGACUCAAAAGCCUGCACCAACAUAAAAUAAAACCGAGACGCCAGUGGAAAGGAUUAGUAAACUGAAGAACAACUGUAAGCUUUAAAGGUUAUGUGGGUCCCUUUGUCAAGGAAGAACCUUACCAGUGUAUUAUAUUUGUUGACAGUGAGGUCAUAGAAUCUUAUUUGCAGUAUAAUUUUCCUGUGUAGUUAAAACAUGCCCUCUUGUUA